This is a messenger RNA of Heterostelium album PN500, 1776 nucleotides long. RefSeq lists its product as uncharacterized. The record is from RefSeq and is a predicted model, not a curated record. Lineage: Eukaryota; Evosea; Eumycetozoa; Acytosteliales; Acytosteliaceae. The coding region runs from base 1 to 1776 and encodes 591 amino acids. The transcript is spliced from 2 exons.
AUGAUAAACAAUCUACCUCACAUCAUAACUAGACAUAUUCUUUCUUUUGUCGACUCACCAUUCGAUAAGAUAUGUUUUGUGUUAGCAACAAAGCGACUAUAUGAAAAUAGAGAGCGAUUCCUCUACUUUGAUGCAUCAAACCUAAAGACUCAACACAUCGGAUAUCAUCACCUGAAAUCUUUUCGAAAAAACAUCACACAAUCGAUUUGUGAUAGAGAUUUAAAUUUAGUAUGGCCACCAACUCAAAACGAACCAAGUGAAAGUAGAUUCGACUCACUUGAUCAUAAAACAUGUAAUAUUGACUCUAUUCCAAAUGAUAGUAAAGUAUCUAUUACUUUUAUAAUCUAUCAACAAGUUAAAGAUGGACUUGAUAUUUUUAAAGAGAUGCUCAGCACAAUCAAAGGAAUCAUUGUAAACAUUGAUUUUGAUUGUUUGAAAUUCAGUACAGCAAUUCCACCCGGUCUAAUUCCCAAGACUGUAAAACAAAUCAAUUUAGGAUCACACUAUGACUUUCCUUUGGAGGAAGGAAUACUUCCCGAUGGUCUUACUCAUUUGCAUCUAGGACAAGUUUUCAACCAACCUUUAAAACCGGGUGACAUUCCACAGUCUGUCCAAAGACUAACACUUUCCAACCAAUUCAAUUUAAAUAUUGAAGCAGGACAACUUCCAUCUUCUUUGAUUAAACUUACAACAGGCUACGGUAAUAGAUUGUCUUUUGGUAAAGAUUCACUGCCAUAUGGUCUGAGAAAGUUGGUACUCCGACAUACUUUUAAUUAUGAUGCCAGCUUGGUGUUGCCAGCCUCUGUUACUCACCUUUCUUUAGGCUCAACAAAUAACAAACUGCUCCCAGGAAGCAUUUCACCGUUUAUUACCAGCCUUACACUGCCAACCUAUUAUUCGCAUAGUUUGGAUGCAGAUGUCAUUCCAACUUCCUGUACUCGCUUGAGAAUCCAUUCUCUCCAGAAAACUCUUGAACCUCGAGCACUUCCUGAAUCAAUCGAUACUAUAUUUUUUGGACGUGAUUAUAACGAUGUAAUAAGAAAGAAAGUACUACCAAACUCUCUGACCUACUUGAAUCUGGGAGUUGCAUUCAACAACGAACUAGUUCUCCCAAAAAAACUAAAAUAUCUAAGAUUCUCUAGUAAUUUCAACCGUGAACUAGAGCCAAAUCAACUUCCAAACUCAUUGAGAACAUUAAUUUUCGGUAUGGAAUUCAAUCAACUCAUUGCACCUGGUAUUCUCCCACGUGGACUUACAACACUUCAAUUUGGAAUCAAAUUUAAUCAACCGAUUGGUGUUGGUGUGCUCCCUUCCACUCUUGAAACACUUAUACUUGGUCCAAAUUUUAAUCAACCAUUGGAGCCGGGUGUCCUUCCGGAGGGAUUGCAGCGUCUUGAAUUUGGAGAUAGAUAUAGUUUAGCUCUUGUCCCCGGUGUUAUUCCUAGUUCAGUGACUGAGUUGGUUCUUGGUGAAUUUUUUGGUCAAAUGCUUAUUGGCGAGGGUGCAAUCCCCGAUACUGUCACAUAUCUCCGUGUACCAUCAUUCCAAUCGAAAUACCUGUUAUCCUCACCAACACGAAAGAUUCAUGUUCAACUAACUAAACCAAACUUUAUCCCAAUGGAAAUUAGAAUGGUCGAUGAGAACACUCUUUUAGCUAUAGACAAGAAAUUAUUUGGUGGUUUUCUAUCAAUCGAAAACAUUGAUCAUCUACGCGACCACAUAUUCCGUUAUUGGACAUCACAUAAGAUUGCUCAACUUAAACAGAUCCAUAUUUAA